Messenger RNA from Coffea arabica (coffee), 1705 nucleotides. The record is from RefSeq and is a predicted model, not a curated record. Lineage: Eukaryota; Viridiplantae; Streptophyta; Magnoliopsida; Gentianales; Rubiaceae.
ACAAAGCCGUCAAUUCAUACUCAAGUAUAGUUUAGAUGGUAAGAGACACAGAUAAAACCACACGAGAGACUUGUGUAUUUCUGCUCAAACUUUCUUCUGUAACCGGACAAGUAGUCUAGUGUGGCCGGGAAAAGAUUCAGAUUGAAGUAAAUUUAUGUGGGUUUUCCGGUGAUGUCAUUUGCCGGUGGAAGAACGUCAGUUAUGUAUUCAUCUCUGGUGGUUUUGCUGAUCAUCAUUUCAGUGCUGCAUAUAUGGGUUUUCAGUGAAAAGAGUGGAGGAGUUGGGGCCUUGCGCAUAUUACCAGGAAGUAGAGUGGCAUUGGAGAAAGUAGAUCAUCAGACACUAAAGAAAUCCAACAGCAUCAAGAAUCAUACCCAACUCUUUCGUGAAUACUUCAGGCAAAGAGUUUCUGAUCUCAACAGUACUAAUCAGAAUAAUGGUACUUUUCAAGAGAGCAAGAGAAGGGUUCCCAGCUGCCCAGAUCCUCUCCACAACAAAGAGAAGAUGCAUUUUGAUGGUUCUAGUUAUAUAAAGGGGCAAACCGUGCGUAUUUUGGUGCUUAGCAAAUGCUCUUUUGGGAUUUGGAGACGAAGGAAGUGGAGGAUCUUGAUGUAUAUAGAAGUUGAGAUUUCUUAAUUUUAUAGCUAUUAAUUAGAAUGGGAAUCAUUUGGUGACUGGAUGGAAAUCUUUUUGUUUCUUGCCUUCUUUACUUCAAUUCUUUUUAGUGAUUGAAUGUAAACCUUUUCGUUACUCGCCUUCUUUACUUCAAUUUUUUGUUUAAUUGUUGUCAUGUAUCUCUGUAUAUUGCAUAUAGUUUGAGUUCAGCAAUCUAGUUGAUUGCUGAAUAGUUUAAAGUGGGAAGGAAGAAGAAGUAGAACCACUGGAUAUAUGUACCGAUUCCGUGUAAAUUUCGCCAAAUCAUAAUAGAUUCUUGUGUUUUCACUUUCACUGUUUUGAUGCAAAAUCGCUUCACUUUUCACCUUUCGGGACUGAUGUAUAUUUGCUUCUGUCAUUGUCUUGGAAGAUUGAAACUUUAUGGAUUUUAGGUAAUCAUAAUUUAUGCCUUUUUUAAAGUGUUGAGCUCGGUAUUGCAACUUUGGAAUUGCUUAAAGUGCAUUGUUGUUGAUUCGCAUCUAGUAAAACGAUACUUUUUCAUCUCGUGGCCUAGGUUGCACCUAUUUUUUCCAAAAUGGGCAAUUCUUUAUUCAAUUUGAUUUGUUUACUCAUCUUCUAUUCUUCCAAAGCUUUUAACCAAGUUCAUGUAAGGUCCUGUGCACAAUCUGCAGGUACAACCCCAAAGAAACUUUUUACAAACAGACCACACUAGCUAGCUGUGUUGAUUCAUGAUUGAUGGGGUUGAUAGGUUUGGUUGGCUGAAAAGGGCAAAGAUUGCCCCUUCAAGAUUUGCUGCAUUGGUUUUCAUUGCCAAAAGCAAUCUUGCAUCCCGGGAAUCAGGAAGAGAAUGACAUGAGAGUCAUAGAAGGGAGAAGGGCAGGAAAGGAUGGUUCAACGGAAAAGAUGUUGGCAGAAUUGAUUGUUUGAAGUGUUGAGCCAUUUAUUAUGUCUUCAAAACUCAGGACUUGCUGUUUUUCUCUUCAUUUUCGUUGACAACAUAAUUGUGUAUUGUCAAUAAUCCUCAACGUUAAUUUUGAUCCUCGUUCCUAGAUAUAUAUAUAUAUACAUAAUCUGCGAUUCGAGAACAAAA